GGUGGGAAACUCAUCUUCUGUGACUCGGUAGCUCUUGGACUUAACCUUCAAAACUACCAGAAGAAAAACGAAAAAGCUCGGUCCAUCUUCCCAGGACAUUUUCCCCUCCCACCAUCACUUCAAGUUAGACAUCCUCUUAAAAUGAAAGAGGGGAAAGUUCAGAAGCAUCCCAUAGAAUAUUCAUCACAUGACUGGCACCCUGAGAAGAGACAGGCUGCUCCUACCUGUCCCUAGCAGAAAGCAUCUUGAUUUUGAUUGGACGGUUGCCAGAGUCAUUAGCAUAGUGUACCCUGACCUGGCUUAGGGAACAGCGUCCACUCCGAGAUGACCAGAGCCUGCAGGACCUGAACCAGAACUGACACUUGGAUGACACCCGGGCAGAAGCCCGAAGGGAGGACUCAGGACAGACGGUAGAAAGUCUCUGGAAAACAAGCCCCGGGGCUGCUUGCGUGGACAGACACAGUUUCGGGAGCGAGAGCUCUCUAGCACGUCUCUGAGGAGUUGAGCAGAGGGAAGCCUGUGGUGACCCGACCUUAUCAUGGAACUGGACGACUUUGAUCCUGAAGACAAAGAGAUACUGAGCUGGGAUAUAAAUGACAUGAAACUGCCACAGAACGUGAAAAAGACUGACUGGUUCCAGGAGUGGCCGGACUCCUACGUGAAACACAUCUACAGCUCCGAGGACAGGAACGCCCAGCGCCACUUGAGCAGCUGGGCCAUGCGGAACACCAACAACCACAAUUCCCGCAUCCUCAAGAAGUCGUGCCUGGGCGUGGUGGUGUGCAGCCGGGACUGCUCCACCGAGGAGGGCCGCAAGAUCUACCUGAGACCCGCCAUCUGUGACAAAGCCAGGCAGAAGCAGCAGAGGAAGUGCUGUCCCAACUGCAAUGGUCCUCUGAAGCUCAUUCCCUGCCGCGGCCAUGGAGGCUUUCCGGUCACCAACUUCUGGAGGCACGACGGACGCUUCAUAUUUUUCCAGUCAAAAGGAGAACAUGACCAUCCCAAGCCAGAGACCAAACUAGAAGCAGAGGCGAGAAGAGCAAUGAAGAAGGUGCACAUGGCAUCCGCCUCUGGCUCCUUGCGAAUGAAGGGGAGCCCGGAAACUAAGGCUCCUCCCGGUGAAAUACCAAGUCAGGGAAGUUUACCUUUAACUUGGUCAUUCCAGGAAGGCGUCCAACUGCCCAGCAGUUACAGUACAUCUUUAAUAGCUAACACUCCCCAGCAGAACUCCCUGAAUGAUUGCCUAUCCUUCCCCAAGAGCUACAGUUUGGGGGGAACCACUGAGCUGGAAGAUCCAGCUUCCACCUUGGACCCCACUCCGCUCUAUGAGAAGUGCAAAUUCCCCAGCAGUAGGAUCUACGGCAGUGAAGAUCAGUUUCAGUCUGCUGUCCCUGGGGUCUACACGGAUUACGACGAUCUGCAAGCCUGGAAUAAAAAUGCUACCUUAGGGAGAAAUCCCAAUGAUAACGCGUGCUACCCCAACUAUCCUUUGCCUGUGACCAACUGGCCCUGCGACUUCUUCCCCUCCCAGAACUCUCUGGAGCACCUUCCCCAACAGAUUCCGCUGGAAGCAGCUGCAGUGCAAACUGCUUGUCAUCCGCUGUGGUCCAACCCAGGCGGCGAACCUUAUGAAGAGAAAGUACCUAUGGAUUUCAGCAGCUACGUGCCCUCCCUCACGUACCACUCCCCUCAGCAGGACCCCUUCCUGCUCACCUAUGGCUCUCAGCCUCAGCAGCAAUAUUCACUGCCCAACAAGAGCAGCAAAUGGGAUUUUGAUGAAGACAUGGCAUGCACGGGCUUGGAUCACUUCAACAAUGAUAUGUUUCUCAACCUCUGCCCUUUAAGAUGACUCAGACCUCCCUCCCUUCCUUGUGAGGUAGUAAAGGGCUGGAAGAAUAUCCUUCGAGAAUGGGUUUCGAAGCAUAGCCUCAGAGGAGUGUCGGACUUGUGAUAAGCAGUAGACAGGGCUCUUGUUUGCAGUCUUCCUCUCUUCGCCUCGUCAAUGCUAGUGUGUUUACCCGUAGUCAGGAAUAGAAACUCACGCGUGCCAGGAAUAAUUCCAGAACUCAGGAGGCAGAAGCAGUUGGAUCUCUGGGAGUUCAAGGCCAGCCUAGUCUACCUACUGAGUUUCAGGACAGCCAAGGCUGUGUAG
Molecule: messenger RNA, 2152 nt
Organism: Myodes glareolus (Bank vole)
Lineage: Eukaryota; Metazoa; Chordata; Mammalia; Rodentia; Cricetidae
Gene: Gcm1
Product: GCM transcription factor 1
Biological process (GO): cell differentiation involved in embryonic placenta development; regulation of transcription by RNA polymerase II; gliogenesis
Cellular component (GO): nucleus
Molecular function (GO): DNA-binding transcription activator activity, RNA polymerase II-specific; RNA polymerase II cis-regulatory region sequence-specific DNA binding
Source: RefSeq, a predicted model, not a curated record